Ictalurus punctatus (channel catfish) is the source of this 2029-nucleotide messenger RNA. It is a transcript of the gene g6fl, whose product is annotated as g6f-like. NCBI's taxonomy places the organism in Eukaryota, Metazoa, Chordata, Actinopteri, Siluriformes, Ictaluridae. The transcript has 14 exons. Gene Ontology annotation, molecular function: MHC class II protein binding; protein tyrosine kinase binding. Gene Ontology annotation, biological process: positive regulation of ERK1 and ERK2 cascade; interleukin-15-mediated signaling pathway; T cell activation. Gene Ontology annotation, cellular component: membrane raft; external side of plasma membrane. The coding region runs from base 139 to 1878 and encodes 579 amino acids. The record is from RefSeq and is a predicted model, not a curated record.
AUUUCCCCGAAGCGUUAUGAUGAUUGUUUACAGCGUUUCUUCACAGAAACGAGGAACUAUACAGUGUGAAUAGGAUAGGGAUAUAACACACUGUGUGUAACGUUAAAGGUGAUUUGGACAGCUCUGACCCAUCGAGGCAUGGACUACACAAGACCUAUGAAGGUGUGCUGUUGUAUCUGGCACCAAGACGUUCGCAGCAGAAAACUUUUGGGUCACGGGGAACCUGGAGCCUAUCCCAGGGCGCAUCGGGCACAAGGCGGGGUACACCAUGGACAGGGUGCCAGUCCAUCGCAGGUUAAUGCCUGGAGUGAUGUGAUCGUGGUGAAAGAAGGCGCAGACGUCACCCUGCGCUGCUCUGAGGAACUCCACGUAAUCCCCAGGCAGGUCAAAUGCAUGAUGAUGCCAGCCGAGGGGACACCAUGGACGAUGCUGUUCUCAGUGAACAUUAGCAGAGGGAAAGCGGACAGGGAGAAAAUCAUACACCAUCAGGCAGGCAGAAUUCUGGAGAUAUCUGAUCAUGUCUUCUUGCGAUUUACCGCGACAAUGCAUAGUGUAGGACGCUACUCUUGCCUGCUGAACAAGGGGGACAGGACGUUCAAUGAGAGGAUUGUUCUUCUGGCUAUUAUUAAAUUGUCCUUAGCUCCAGCUACUGUCAUUCCCAUUGACAGUACCGCGAGGUUGAAAGCUGAAGUAUCUCCCUCCUAUGCCGUAGCGGGUGGGACGUGGCUCUCACGCACCGGUUCCCCGUUACUCACGGACAUGUCCUCGGCAGGCACCCUGCUCACCAAACUGCCCCGUUUCACCUCCAGAGACAGCGGCACGUACACCUGCAACAUUACGGUGGACGGCCGAAGCGGCAAACCUGUCUACAGCUACACACUCAGUGUGACAGUGUCUGAUAAGGACGUGGCACAGUUCCCAAAUAUUACAUAUGGACCACUGUACAGUCUGGCAGCUCUGUCUCUGUCAGCUGUUACACUCCCAUGCGCCGACAUCAGUGGUGACUACGUCCUGCUCUACUGGUGGCCUCCUGAUUCACCAGACGCAAAGCCAAAGCUGAUCUUCCAGUUUGACCGGUGGAGGGAUUCCAGGACGCAGUCUGAUUUCUUUGUCGAAUUGCACAACCACUCCUCUGUGCUUUCUGGGAACUUCUCCUUCCUUCUGAGGCCGGAGUUGAAAGACGCAGGACGCUAUCAGUGCGAGGUCUUCAGGGAUGACCAAGUUUUUGCCCAGAUCACAGUACUGACUGUUUUAAAUGGCUAUAGCACACGCUCCUCUUCCUCCAUAGAGCUGAACUGUGCGUAUGCCGAGCGUUCUCAGAUAAAUUCUGUAAAAUGGUCGCACAUCCAGAGGCCUAAGCUCCGGCUGCCUGCGAGUGCAGUUCUGGGUCGGAUGAUCAUCUCAAUAGAUCUCCCACUAACCCCAGUUACAGCCGGCCAGUAUGCCUGCACUCUGAAACUAAACAACGGCCAAACAAUCAGAUAUCUGUACACUGCCUUGAUGCCUUCUACAGAGCCACCUUGCUGUGUGAGUGAGCUGCCUCAUGAAUUAACCACCGUCUCUCUACUGCAGCCUACUGACGGUUACAGUCCACCUGAGCUAUCCGUUCUUCUCCAAUCUCUCUCUCUUCUCCUCUUUUUGGUACCCGUGGUUGCUGUUGCUGUCGGAGUGUUGCUAUGGAGACGAGGACCUUGCACCUUCCCUCAGAAUGUGGAGCGUACUCUGUCUCACUACUCUGGUGAAGUGGAGAACAUCUAUGAAAAUCCUGAGGACCUGAGACAGUCCCCGCCACAAAAUGCAGUAUAUAUGGAUCUGAAGCUCACGGGCGAGACGGAUGUUUAUAGGGAAUUAGACAGAUAUGACCAGAGCUGUGGUUAAGUUUGCGCACUCGGAUGAAUAUAAGGUGCCAUUGAAAAUGUAUAUUGUGCUGUCAUGUAAUGGUUAAUGUUUAUCACUGAAGACGUGUACAUAAUGUUGCUUAAUGGUGAGAACUGAUCAAUCAUAAUAAAUCAUCAUGGUGGGUUUUGAA